AUGGGCAACUGCCUGACCGUCGGUCCCAACGAAGCCUUGGUGGUUUCCGGCGGCUGUUCGGGAUCCGAUUCCAAGACCUACGUGGUGGGCGGGUGGUCGUGGGCUUGGUGGCUCCUCUCCCACACGCAAAGAAUGACGCUGGAGCUCAUGACGCUACAGCCGCGCUGUGAGGACGUGGAAACGGCGGAGGGCGUGGCCAUCACCGUCACGGGCGUGGCUCAGGUGAAGGUGAUGACGGAGCCGGACCUCUUGGCGCUGGCGUGCGAGCAGUUCCUGGGCAAGUCGGUGGCUGAGAUCAAAGGCGUGGUCUUGCAGACACUGGAGGGACACCUACGCUCCAUCUUAGGGACCUUGACGGUGGAGCAGAUCUACCAGGACCGAGACCAGUUUGCCAAGUUGGUACGGGAGGUGGCGGCGCCCGACGUGGGUCGCAUGGGCAUCGAGAUCCUGAGCUUCACCAUCAAGGACGUCUACGACAAACUGGACUACCUGAGCUCGCUGGGUAAGACCCAGACGGCCGCUGUCCGGCGAGACGCCGACAUCGGCGUGGCUGAAGCGGAGCGGGAUGCCGGGAUACGGGAAGCCGAGUGCAAGAAGGAGAUGAUGGACGUCAAGUUCCGGGCCGACACCAAGAUGGCCGACUCCAAGCGAGAACUGGAGCUGCAGAAAGCCGCCUUCAACCAGGAGGUCAAUACCAAGAAAGCAGAGGCCCAGCUGGCGUACGAGCUGCAGGCGGCCAAAGAGCAGCAGAAGAUCCGCUUGGAGGAGAUGGAGAUCCUGGUGGUGCAGCGGCGCAAGCAGAUCGACAUCGAGGACAAGGAGAUCCGGCGCGCCGACAUGGAGCUCGUCGCCACCGUCAAGCGGCCCGCCGAAGCGGAGGCCUUCAAGAUGGAGCGGCUGGCCCAAGGGCACAAGAAGAUGCGCGUGCUCAUCGCGGAAGCCCAUGCGGAGAAGAUCAGAAAGACGGGCGAGGCGGAGGCGUCCAGGAUCCGGGCGGUGGGCAACGCCGAGGCGGAGAAGAUGAAGCUGAAGGCCGACGCUUACCGACGCUACGGCCACGCCGCCAAGACCGCCCUGGUCCUCCGGGCCCUCCCCGAGAUCGCCGCCAAGGUGUCGGCGCCGCUGGCCAAGACCGGGGAGAUCGUCAUCCUGGGCGGAGACGGCGGACGCGACCGGCUGCCGCCCGAACUGAUGGCCGACGACCUCACCAAGAUAAGGAGUCGACGGCGACUGUCCUGA
This is a messenger RNA of Nerophis lumbriciformis (worm pipefish), 1239 nucleotides long. The record is from RefSeq and is a predicted model, not a curated record. NCBI's taxonomy places the organism in Eukaryota, Metazoa, Chordata, Actinopteri, Syngnathiformes, Syngnathidae.